CCCAGAAGCAGUAUCAUUCAACAUUCGCUCUUGCUUCUGUAAAGAACUCAACCAAACCCAAAAAAAAAAACCCCAAGCAAAAUGGCAUUCAAGUUUGUCUUCGCUCUCGCCUUCGUCGCCGUUGCCAGCGCUGGCUACGUGCCCCAGGCUUACCACGCAGUUGCUGCCCCAGUUGCAACCUAUGCUGCUCCCGUGGCUGUGGCCCAGAAGGUGGUGGUCAAGUCCUCCGAUGAGACCUACGAUCCUCAUCCCCAGUACCGUUUCUCCUAUGGAGUCGAUGACAAACUGACUGGUGACAACAAAGCCCAAGUGGAGGAGCGCGAUGGUGAUGUGGUCCGUGGCGAGUACUCUCUGGUCGAUGCCGAUGGCUACAAGCGCACCGUCCAGUACACCGCCGAUCCCAUCAACGGCUUCAACGCUGUCGUCAACCGUGAACCCCUCGCUGUUGUGAAGACCAUCGCUGCUGCCCCAGUUGCUCACUACGCUGCCCCAGCUGUGGUCAAGACUGUCGCCCCAGUUGCCCACUAUGCCGCCCCAGCUGUUGCCCACUACGCUGCUCCCGCUGUUGUGAAGACCGUUGCUCCCGUGGCUCACUAUGCCGCUCCCGCUGUCGCUCACUACGCUGCCCCAGCUCCAGUUGCCCACUAUGCUGCCCCAGCUGCUCACUAUGCCAGCUAUGCCGCCCCCGCUGUUGCCUACCAUCAUUAAAGUGUUGAGUCCUUGACUGUUGUGUGUACUAUAUAGAAUCGUUGCUCAUUUUACUGUACAUUUAUUUAUUGA
This is a messenger RNA of Drosophila albomicans, 780 nucleotides long. Its product is annotated as larval cuticle protein A2B-like. The record is from RefSeq and is a predicted model, not a curated record. Bases 82 to 708 code for a protein of 208 amino acids. The transcript has 2 exons. Gene Ontology annotation, cellular component: extracellular matrix. NCBI's taxonomy places the organism in Eukaryota, Metazoa, Arthropoda, Insecta, Diptera, Drosophilidae.